Molecule: messenger RNA, 1644 nt
Organism: Cyphellophora attinorum
Lineage: Eukaryota; Fungi; Ascomycota; Eurotiomycetes; Chaetothyriales; Cyphellophoraceae
Product: Polyol transporter 5
Exons: 11
Coding region: 1-1644 (547 amino acids)
Biological process (GO): transmembrane transport
Cellular component (GO): membrane
Molecular function (GO): myo-inositol:proton symporter activity
Source: RefSeq, a predicted model, not a curated record
AUGGCUGACAGCAAGGACGCCAAUUCAGCUCAGGCUGAGAACUACGAGAAGGGUGCGUCGGCUGAGCAAGGUCGUCGUCGCUCUGUUGCAGAUGCCAACAGAGGCAAGAACUUGGACGCCAAAAUCUCCAAUCCUCUUGCUGAUGUUCCACGCGACGAGCUCUUUGCCGAUGUUGAACGAUUUGCUCAACGCACCGGCCUCACAGCUGAGACUGAGCUUCUGAAGAAGGGCGCGCUCGUGGCUCAAAAUCCUGCUGGCUUCGAAGACCUUGAUCUUGCCGAAGACGAGAAGGAUGCUCUGCGCGUUGAAGUCAACAAGAAAUGGAGCCACCCAUGGAAGCUCUACAUGACCGUAAUUGUCUGCUCGAUCGGUGCAGCCGUGCAGGGCUGGGAUCAGACGGGCACGAACGGUGCCAACCUCUCGUUUCCUGUGGUCUUCGGUCUGUCUGAUGAGGCGACCGGAACUCCCUUCACUGACCGCGAGUUCUGGAUUAUCGGACUUGUCAAUGGCAUGUCUGCGCCAUACAUGGGUAGUUGCUUCUGUGGCUGCUGGCUGUCGGACCCGAGCAACUACUAUCUCGGCCGUCGUGGUACUAUCUUCGUCUCUGCUCUCAUCCUGAUCGCUACACCAAUCGGUGGUGCAGUCACUCAUACCUGGGAACAACUCUUCGCUACUCGCAUCAUUAUGGGCGUUGGAAUGGGCUUGAAGGGCGCCACAACUCCUGUGUUCUGCGCAGAAAAUGCUCCUGCUGCAAUUCGAGGUGCUUUGGUCAUGACCUGGCAGUUCUGGACCGCUUUCGGCAUCUUCCUCGGCACAGCAUUCAACCUCGCCGUCUGGAACGCAGGUCCAAUCGGCUGGCGUCUACAACUCGGCUCUGCAUUCAUUCCUGCGGUCCCUCUGGCCGUGCUUGUGUACAUGUGCCCAGAGAGUCCUCGCUGGUACAUCAAGCACAAGAAGCCAGCUAAGGCUUGGGCAUCGUUGCUGAAGCUGCGCAACCACCCCAUCCUUGCUGCUCGAGACCUUUACUACAUUAGCACUCAGAUUGAGAUCGAAGAGCAGAUCGUGGGCGAGACUAGUUACCUCAGCCGCUUCAUGCAACUGUUCACAAUCCCACGUGUACGACGAGCGACUCUGGCGUCAUUUGUCGUCAUGAUUGCACAGCAGAUGUGUGGUAUCAACAUCAUCGCAUUCUACUCCUCCACCAUCUUCAUCCAAGCCGGUACCUCUCAGUUCACGGCGCUACUCGCCUCCUUCGGCUUCGGCGCAGUCAAUUUCGUCUUCGCCAUCCCUGCGUUCUUCACGAUCGACACCUUUGGCCGCCGCACACUGCUGCUCUUCACUUUCCCCCAAAUGGCCUGGACGCUCUUGGCCGCUGGGUUCUCCUUCUACAUCCCCGAUUCCUCCGCCGCCCAUCUCGGUCUCAUUGCCUUCUUCGUCUACCUCUUCUGCGCCUUCUACUCGCCUGGUGAAGGACCUGUUCCGUUCACAUACUCGGCUGAGGUCUUCCCGCUUUCGCAUCGCGAGGUCGGCAUGGGCUGGGCCGUCGCUACCUGUCUCUUCUGGGCCGGUGUCCUAGGCUUGACCUUCCCCAAGAUCCUCAACGCCUUCACACCCACAGGCGCAUUCGGCUUCUUCGCAGCCUGA